Molecule: messenger RNA, 2925 nt
Organism: Clonostachys byssicola
Lineage: Eukaryota; Fungi; Ascomycota; Sordariomycetes; Hypocreales; Bionectriaceae
Source: the annotation of a GenBank genome assembly
AUGGCGUCGAGCCUCCAGACCCGGGUCGCCCAAAGACCGCAUGCUCGCCAAGCUACGACGACCGCGCCCGUCCACGAAUUUAUCUGCCUCUUCACUCACGACUUGAAGCGAAAGAACCAGAAAAGAUGGCAAGAUGGGAAGCUCAAAUUCCACACCUACAACAAGCGGAUAGUUGUGCAUGACAACAAGGGAAACCAUAUUGGUGACAGCCAUUGGCCAGGAAACCAGGAAGACAUGGUCGAUGGCGAAGAGUUUACGCUGGACCGAGGAUCUGCUCUCGUGCAAGUAUGUGAGCAAGUCGGGACGACUGAGCAUGAUCUGGGCGAACUGGUUGACAAGAGGGUCAAGGAAGUCGAGGCCCGGAGAAUGAGGAUAGCAGCCCACCCUUCGAGCGCGAGCCGCCCCGACCAAACGCCCCGACCGACCGACAACAUACAAUUUCAGCGCCCGCUAAGUGCGAUUAUGCACACCCCCAAUCGGAUUGGGAGGUCUGUCUUGCCACGACAAUCGCCCUACGAAGUUCGUCAAUCCGAGCAGCAGGAACAAGGACAAGGUGCGACGGAAAGACCUGCGAAGAGACGAAAGCGAAGCGUGUCGCCCCCGGCGAAGAGUGGCCAUGCGCGGGGAUUGUUUGGUGGGCAACUUUGCUUUUCGAAUCCGUCGGCUAGUACGUCGGCAGCACGGAUCCGGGCCCUGCGGGAUCAAGCGACAAUCAGGCGUGAGCAACAGAAGGAGCGGUUGGUCUCAUCAGUCGAGAAGCAACCCUCACCCGAGAAUAUUGUGCAAGAAGACCAUCAGGAGGAUGAAGAGGAGCUUGGUCAGGUUUCCGCGGACACGUCAGAUGCUCAUGUGAGGAAGCUUGGUAGUCCAGAGUCUGAACGGGCUACCGCCACCAAACAAGCCCGUUUACGGUUGAAGUCGCUCGAUAUCAAAGCCAAACGAAAGGUCGAGAAUACAGACGCAACAUGGGGGGUUCCUCAUAUGGCCACCAAUGUUAUUCCUUGGGACCCAGAACCAUGUCAAGAAAGUAUGCCUCCACGAAAGAAGCCUCGCCCAAUUGAAGCGACUGAGCCAUCCGAAACCGAAGAAAAAGAGCCUCCCAAAACAUCAGUUCUACAAAAUCGUGCUCCAAAUAGAUUGGGCCCGACCGGACUUUCCAGGGCCACUCCUUCGCUUCAUUCGAUUACGAAAAGAGUCGAAGAACAAGAGGACGAAGUCGUUUGCCUUGAAGCAAGACCGAAAGCUACAAAACCGACCAAAUCGGCGACUAAAUCGACAAAGAAAAUACAACCAACUGUCAAACCCGGCGAUGAAGCACCCAAACCCGACCAACUCAAGACCAGAAAACGCUCGCCAACCGUCGAAACCCAGAAUUUCCCGAUAGCUGUGGAUGACGAGUCCGAACCCAUACCCGACAAACCUCAACCACGCACCGCACUACGGAUUAAACCAAAGAGGAAAAGGGGCUUGAUGAUGUUGGCAGAAAAGAAGAUAGUUGCCAAACCGGUUGAGCGCUCCCCAAGCCCGCCACCGCCUAAGGACACAAAAGAUCUACCAACCGAAGAUAGCUUUGAGCAGUGGCUUGGCGAAGAACUUCCUUUGGAUGACAGUGAAAGCAAUUUUGCCACGGAAUAUGGCAAUGAGUGCACUGAAAUUGAGAAGCCUCUGGAAGGAAAGGAGACGGACGGUACCCAGAAGUCCCCCCGAGUUGACACGGCGGUCAGCUCAGAGCAGGAGGGAAAACAAUCUACACCGGAGCCUGACCGUGCCGAAGAAACCGCAAACAUCCCAACAACAGAAGAUGUAAUCCAGCCUGCAGAAGUCGAUGACCAAGAUUCAGAACACGCAAUCGCACACGCGGAGGAGGAGGAGCCAAACCCCCAAAUAGACGCAACGAGCGAUCCUGGCCCGGAAACAGCCAGCCACGCUGCCCAAGUUGAGCACCAGGAAGCUCAAGAUUCCGCACACUGUUCUUCGGGCGAGAGCGAUGCGCCACAGCCACGACGGGUGAGAAGAGAGAAACAACCACGAGCAGAAAGGGUGCCAACAGAAAGCCCUCCAAAGGAAAGCCCGCCAAAAGAAAUGCCACAGAGUAGCCCAGAGUGGAACAAUGACGAUUCAGAAGAGAGCAACGCGCCACAGCUACGACGGACGAGAAAAGAGAAAAAGCCACGAGCUAAAAGGACGCCAAAAGAAAGCCCACAAAUGCCACAGAGUAGCCCAGAGCGGAACAAUGACGAUUCAGAAGAGAGCGACGAUUGGCAGGGGCCAGCUCCAACAACCAAGCAACAGGUUCGCACCAGGGCGGCUCCGGCGAGAAGUAAGAAGCAAAACCAGGCAAAGUCCACAGGUCCUCAAAUAACGAGAAUGUCGCGUAAGAGCAUCAAAAGCAAGGAAAUAAUCGGCUUCAAACUACCAAGCGAGAACAAGUCAAUUCCAAGCGCAUAUGUCUCUGCCGUUGGCCGUAUCGGUUUGCAGGAAGAUGUUCCCUCAGCCACCUUACAUCGGUCAUUGUCCUUAGAGGGUGAAUCCCCGCCCAUUGAGCAGCAACCCAUCAAAAGACAUGAACAGCCAAGGCUAGUACGUCAACAGAGCGAUCCGCAACCCAAAGGUCGACUAGUCAAUCCGGCCACCCGAGGAAAGAAAGCGGCCAGCAAAGCGGACGCAGCAGGCCAGAUACUUCAGACACUGGUGCCAUUCGAUCCCGUCACUCGUCCCAUAGAAGCCCCUAUGAUGGUGAGAGAGAGAAAGAAAGUAGCAGCACCUGAAGCUGCUCCGUCUCGUGAAAGCAGAGGGCCCGCGCAGACACUCCCAGGGCAGACACUCCCAGGAUUCAGCAAGGCUAAUGGGGGUGCUUGGAGCAGACACGCGGAAGACCUUCUUGGAAUGACACGGCCAAACACUAGCGGCCCAUCCCGGAUUUAA